Messenger RNA from Gambusia affinis (western mosquitofish), 912 nucleotides. RefSeq lists its product as uncharacterized. The record is from RefSeq and is a predicted model, not a curated record. Lineage: Eukaryota; Metazoa; Chordata; Actinopteri; Cyprinodontiformes; Poeciliidae. The transcript is spliced from 6 exons. The coding region runs from base 262 to 864 and encodes 200 amino acids.
CCGGGCGGCAGAGCAGCGCGCGCGUCAGGAGGCAGAGCGGACACCGAAGGCGACCCAGAAGGUGGAAGACGGCCGGGUUCUCAAAGGAACAGAUCAGCCACAGAUCCAGCCAUAUGCAGACACCAGAAACACCUGCAGCCCAGCUCACAAGAUCCAGGGCCGUAACAGUAACUUUGUAAAUCAGGAAAAAGAACAGACUACAUGGAGGAAGGUUUCUGCAUAUGACUUUCAAAUUCGGGUGUGAGGAGCCACAGAUCAGACAUGGAGAUCGGCGGACCACCACAGGGAGAAUUGCACCCUCAGAGAAGAGUAGUGGAAAGCUCUGGGAGAACCACGCAGCAGCCACAGUGCAGAAGCUUCCACAGGCUCGGCCCAGAGCAGAUCCAGCCAUGGACCCUGAAAUCCAAGGGCACGCCACCCCCCAGGAGAGUCCCAGCAGAGCCAGGAGGUCCAGGACCUGAGAGAGCCAUCACCCCUCUGAACACCCAGCUCUGGAGACCAAGAACCAGCAACACUCCAGUGGGCAGAGGCAGCCAGCAGCCACCAAAUGACAACACCCACUUAAGAAAAACUAUCUGUGGAAUGCAAUCUAUGAGGUUUGACAUGAUGUUUGUCUGCUGCAUUUUCCAUUUAAUAGUUUGUAUUGUCGCCACUAGGUGGCCACCUGAGUACGUCGAUACAACACAACGUCGUUCAGAUGGGGAGAGAUGUGCGUCAUUGGAAGAAAAUGCACAUCAACCCCGCUCCCAAAAAAAAAGAACAACAAAAAACAUACCAAAGGACUUGUCAAACUCCAGAGUUCCCCAGGAGAACCUGCAGGAAUCCCAUCUUGAAUCUGAGGAGAGAGCUAAAAGCUUUUGGUGACGGCAUGGAGACUUUCCCACUUCAAAGACUUGGAGCACUUUGCUAAAG